AUGUAUUCUCAAUCCUUCCUGGUGCAGUUCGUAUUCUUUGCUGUAAGCUUGUCGUCCCAGCUUCCGGAAUCCGGCUGGAAGGCAGCGAACUUUCAAAAGUCCUGCGGUUCGUGGGGUGACUUUGAUGAGUCAUGCUCGUCUUGUUCGCUUGAUCGAUCAGCAGAGUUGCCAAGCACGUAUGAAUGCCAGUGUCAGACAGGUGGUAUCCAGAGACUCUUCUUAUCUCACACAACGCUAGGUCAAGUGGUUGGCAACUGGGAUGGUCGCUUGUGUUGUGGAGAGGGUGACUACAGCUGCGGCGAGACAUCUAAGACUCCACCAAUGUAUUUCUGA
Colletotrichum graminicola M1.001 is the source of this 333-nucleotide messenger RNA. RefSeq lists its product as uncharacterized. The record is from RefSeq and is a predicted model, not a curated record. Lineage: Eukaryota; Fungi; Ascomycota; Sordariomycetes; Glomerellales; Glomerellaceae. The transcript is spliced from 3 exons. Bases 1 to 333 code for a protein of 110 amino acids.